Molecule: messenger RNA, 777 nt
Organism: Tuber melanosporum (Perigord truffle)
Lineage: Eukaryota; Fungi; Ascomycota; Pezizomycetes; Pezizales; Tuberaceae
Exons: 2
Coding region: 1-777 (258 amino acids)
Biological process (GO): L-tryptophan biosynthetic process; L-histidine biosynthetic process
Cellular component (GO): cytoplasm
Molecular function (GO): 1-(5-phosphoribosyl)-5-[(5-phosphoribosylamino)methylideneamino]imidazole-4-carboxamide isomerase activity
Source: RefSeq, a predicted model, not a curated record
AUGACCAAAUUCCGCGCGUGCAUAGACAUCCAUAACAACCUCGUCAAACAGAUCGUAGGCGGAACCCUCUCCAGCGCCUCCCCUUCAACCCUAAAAACCAACCACACAUCCCUCCACCCACCAGCGCACUUCUCCGCCCUCUACCGCGACGCGCAAGUCACGGGCUCUCACGUCAUCCUGCUAUCCCCGGACAGCCACCCGGCGGCGACGGAAGCGCUAGCGGCCUGGCCGGGGGGACUGCAAGUGGGCGGGGGCAUAACGGCCGACAACGCGCUCGAGUGGCUGGACGAGCGAGGGGCGGAGAAGGUCAUCGUGACGAGCUGGCUGUUCCCGCGCGGACGCGUGGAGGUUGACAGGCUGGAGGAGCUCGUCCGCAGGGUUGGUGGGAGGGGCAGGGUCGUCAUCGAUCUUAGCUGUAGGAGGGUUGGCGGGAAGUGGAUGGUUGCGAUGGAGAGGUGGAGUCGUGUCACUGAGGUUGAGGUUUGUAAAGAAACGUUGGAUAUGUUAUCGGACUAUUGUUCCGAAUUCUUGAUACAUGCUGCUGAUGUGGAGGGGUUGUGUCGGGGUAUUGAUGAGGAGCUUGUGGAGAGGUUGGGAGAGUGGGUUACUAUUCCUACCACUUAUGCCGGGGGUGGGAAGGAGUUUGCAGACUUGGAGAGGGUCGAGAGGCUCUCUGGCGGGAAGGUGGACUUGACCUUUGGCAGCGCUUUGGACUUGUUUGGCGGCUCGGGGGUCAAGUUCGAGGACUGUGUGAGAUGGAAUCGAGAGAGGUCCUGA